This is a messenger RNA of Anisakis simplex (herring worm), 417 nucleotides long. The record is from the annotation of a GenBank genome assembly. Lineage: Eukaryota; Metazoa; Nematoda; Chromadorea; Rhabditida; Anisakidae.
AUGUCAUGCCCACCACCGUAUACUCAACAGCCCUAUGGGCAAGGGUACCCACCACAGCCUGGCUUCCAUCCAGCUCCUUAUCCACCCCAACAACAGCCAUAUUAUCCACCUAAUCAGUGUGGAUAUCCCAGUCAGUGUGGAUAUCCGCAAGGAUACCCCCAACAGGGCUACCCUCCUCAAGGAUACGGAUAUCCUCAGCCACAGAUUGUCGCACGAAAAGGAAUUUCAGAACAGUUGACCGGCGACCCGAUCAUGAUCGCGGCGGAUUCAAAGGGAACAACUGUUGGUUAUGGGCAUUGUUGGCCUGUUGUUGUGGAUGUUGUUUGGCCGAAUGCUGCGAUUAGUGCAGCAAUGCUCAAUUGGGCCAACUCCGAUCAUUGCAUUUCAGCGUUUUUGUAUUCAUCAAAUCUGCUGUAA